AAGGAAGAAAUAGUGUAGCACGGGGCAGCGGCUUUUGGGGCAAGCAAGCAUCAGCUCAACAUGAGUAGUACUAGUUGAGAAAGCUUGUUUCUCUCUCUCUCUCUCUCUCUCUCUCUCUGGAGAAUCGGUUUUGGAUUAGAUGGCGUUGUACAAACGUGCUUUUGAUUUGGGUUCAAAAUCUCGCUUCACCGUCGCUUCUUUAUUCCAUUCUUCUACUUCUACUUCUACUUCUACUAGCACUAGACAUGUUUCACAGGCCGUCGAUUCCAACGUUAAACGCGCAUUCCUCGUCGACACACUUGCACUCGUGCGGAAUUUAGAGACGAACGGGCUUCCUCCAAAACAAGCGGAGGCGAUAACUUGGGCAAUCACUGAAGUUCUCAAUGAUAGCUUGGAAAAUGUUGCUCAAUCUUUCGUUACUAAAUCCGAUAUGCAAAAAUCUGAAAUGAUGCAAGAAUCUAAUCUCUCUAAGUUCAAAUCUGAAGUCAAAACUUCUCAGGAGCAUCAUUUUUCUUUGUUGCAACGCGAGACUGAAAAGCUUCGUAAUGACAUAGAUAAGAUGAGGACUGAAUUGAGGUAUGAGAUUGACAAAGUCACUGCUGGGCAACGAUUGGACUUGAAUCUUGAAAGAAGACGCAUUCAGGAUGAGCUUGCUACUCAAAAUACUGAAACCACCAAUCUGACAAACAAACUUGAUCGGGAAAUCCAUGCAUUGAGAGCCCAGUUAGAAGCUGCAAAGUACGAUGUGAUCAAAUACUGCAUAGGUACCCUUGUCUCCAUAUCUGCAGUGGGUCUCACCGUGAUCUGCAUCAUAUUAUAGUCUCCCAUGAAAUCAGAGGUGAAUUGUGUUAUGAUCUCAAUUUACAAUUUUUUUUGGCAUUUCGGAAAUCAAAGGAGCGCCAUUGUUUUCCAUUGGUACCAGACCUGCAGUUUCAUUUGUAACAUUUUUGGGUAAACUAAAUGUGUAGUACCCCUGGCCCUCAUUAAACAUGUUAAAAUUGAUUGUAUUUGGUAGUUGGGAUUGAAUUGUACCAAUCAGAAAGUAGAUAGAAUUAGUUUUCAGAAAGAAAAAAAAAAGUAGAUAGAAUUAUUAUUUACGGAUUAGAAGAUUAAUUGAAUAAAUUGAAACAUCGUUGUUAUUAAUGGAAUGUUAGGAUGAAUUACUUGUUGAAAGCAUUUUUUUA
Messenger RNA from Medicago truncatula (barrel medic), 1184 nucleotides. RefSeq names its product coiled-coil domain-containing protein 90B, mitochondrial. The transcript has 6 exons. Bases 140 to 820 code for a protein of 226 amino acids. Gene Ontology annotation, cellular component: mitochondrion. The record is from RefSeq and is a predicted model, not a curated record. Lineage: Eukaryota; Viridiplantae; Streptophyta; Magnoliopsida; Fabales; Fabaceae.